ACCAGCCUGUGGGGGGUUGGGGGAUUGGGGGCCCACAGAUCACAAGGGUGGAGGGUGAAAUCUGAGGGAGCUGCCAGGCCAGAAUUGGGUUUCUCCAUGUGUGAAUUGCAGGGGGGAGGGGGUCCUCUUUCACCCCAGUCACAAUUUUCCUGUUAAGUUUUAUCAGGGGAGCCAGCAAACCUGCAGUUAUUACUUACGUGCACCUCUCCAUUGGGGUCCUUCCCAGUGAGACCCUGUCACAAAGCUGGGAGCUGCACCCCAGUUUCAGCUGUGACCCCAGCGUCCAGAUCACUGUCCAGCGACCAGGAGGUGCUCAAUAAACAUUUCUCCAUGAAAUAAAGCCCUCGGCCAGCUGCUUGAGUGGCUGCACUGUGUGGGUGCCCGUUUACAGGGAAGACCACGUCUCAGCGUCUAGUUCGUUAUUUCCAGAAGGAAACCUUCACCUCUCUCAUUUGCAAACUGGAGGUGGCUGCAGGACCGACUCACCCGUUGUUGUGAGAAUGAGUUGGCGGAAGGACGUUAAGCCUGGCACUGAGAAAAUGCUCGAUAAUGAACUCAGCUGUGGUUAUUAUUAUUGAUACUAUUUUACUCGUCAUCGUAAGCCAAAAAAGCUGCUCACCAGAGAAAUGGCCCGCAGACGAACUGAGGCAGGGGCUUGAGGUUUCCGGGGUUGCUCUCCUGCCCAGAUCCAUCAGUAAGCUGCGAUGACCUUCCUCCCUCCCCCUCAGCCCCCAGGGUCUGAGCCAGGCUCCCCAGUGCGACCCGCCGGGGCUGCGCAGACAGCCCACCGGUGUCCGCGGGCGUGCGAGGCGGGGGCGGAGGGCGGCCGUACUAGAAGGAAUACGGCGGCGCGGCGGCCGGCUGGGCGGUUUCCCGCCGCCGCCGCCGGUGAAUGAGUCCGACUGCGCUGCUGUCGCCGCCCGACAGAGGCUGCGCCCGCGUCCCCGCGCCCCCAGCCCUCGCGCCGAGACCCCAGCAGGUCCACGGGCCAGCCAGCGUCGGCCACCAGCCCCGGGCAGACUCCGCAGACCCCUCCUGGCUUCCUGCCUGCGGCCCCAAUGAAGAAAACCAACAUGUGGUUCUUGGAGCGGCUUCGGGGGUCGGGGGAGAAUGGAGCCACGGGGGGAGAGGGUGGGGACAAGGCCGCCAAGGGGCCCCUGUACAGCAACGUGCUCACGCCCGACAAGAUCCCCGACUUCUUCAUCCCUCCCAAGCUGCCCGCCAGCCCGGCGGAGCCCGAGGGGCAGGCUGAGCUGGGGCCCUCGACCUCGGAGCAGAACCUGGCCUCCGCUCCGCCCCGCCGAGGCCCUCGGAGCCCCCGACUGCCCGCCAAGCUGGCCGCCGAGAGCAAGAGCCUGCUGAAGGCGGCCACCCGGCACGUGAUCCAGAUCGAGAGCGCGGAGGACUGGCCGGCGGAGGAAGCUGCCACCAACGCCGACCCCCAGGCCCAGGGGGCCAUGUCGCUGCCCUCGGUGCCCAAGGCCCAGACGUCCUAUGGCUUCACCACGUUGGCCGAGAGCCCCCACACGCGGCGCAAAGAGUCUCUGUUCCACAGCGAGCAUGGGGCUCUGGCCCAGGUGGGCUCCCCGGGCACCCGGCGCCGUAGGGGUACCGCCAAGGGCAACGGGGGCGACGGGGCGCCCAGAGAGGCCAGCGGCGCCCUCAUGAGCCCGGGCCGCUGCGUCAGCGGUGGGGAGAGCGACACGGCUUCCUCGGCCGAGUCCUCUCCAUUCGGGUCUCCCCUGCUCUCACGCUCUGUGUCACUGCUCAAAGGCUUCGCCCAGGACAGCCAGGCCAAGGUGAGCCAGCUCAAGCACUCGGUGGGUCGUCAUGGCUCCCUGUCAGCCGACGACAGCACGCCGGACACCAGCCCCGGGACGCGGCGCCGCUUCCCCCGCAGGGCCGCCCCCGAGCCCGGCCCGGAGCCCAGCCCGACACCCCGCGCGGAGCACGCGGUGCGCAUGGGUGUGCGGGGCAGCGUGCGGCUCCUUGCCGAGUACGAGGCGGCCCAGGCCCGCCUGCGGGUGCGCCUGCUGGCGGCCGAGGGCCUCUACGACCGCCUGUGCGACGCCCGCAGCAUCAACUGCUGUGUGGGUCUGUGCCUAGUGCCGGGCAAGCUGCAGAAACAGCGCAGCACCAUCGUCAAGAAUAGCCGCCACCCCGUCUUCAACGAGGACUUCUUCUUCGACGGCUUGGGGCCGGCCAGCGUCCCGAAGUUGGCCCUCAGGAUCAAGGUGGUCAACAAGGGCAGCAGCCUCAAGCGGGACACGCUGCUUGGGGAGAAGGAGCUCCCGCUGACCUCCCUGCUUCCCUUCCUGUAAAGGCCCCACCCCUCCGACCCCCCCCCCACCAUGGGAUCCAGGGCGGGCUCAGGGGAGGUGGUUUCCACUCUGUCUGGGUGGGGUCCUUAUGUUGCAGCCCACCUUGGGGGGGAGGGUCCUGGGUAAUACUGCUUGCCCUGGGUUAAUUUCUCCAGAGGAGAAGAGAGGGGGCUGCCUGGGAAAAGAAAGGGCCACCUUGCCAGGCUGGGUACCGCGAGCCCCAAGUUCCAUGCCUCCUCUGCUGCCUCUGCCUUGCCACUUUCAGAGUUCUGGAACUUGGGCCAGGAGGCAGCUGAAGCAGAUCACAGACCCAGAGGCCACUGGUCCUGAGGCCCAAAUGAAUCUUUUCCUCUGCUGCACCAGUGUCUUCCUCCCCCAGGCCUGCCACCCCCCACCACCAGAGAGCUGUGCCAGGCUCAGCUUCUGCCCACGGUGCCCCAUGGGGCUGCAGGAGGACCUGCUCCAGGGUUAGGCUGGCUCUGGGUGGCCCACCCACGUUCCUCCCAGGCUCCAGAGGCAAGAGAUGGUCAGAGGGAGGAAAGUGCCAUGUCUAAGAGCCACUUCCUGGCAAAGACAUGCAGCAGUGGAGGAGGUCCUAGAAGAUGAAAAUGGGAGCCAUGGCUCCUUUCCUGUUCCUCAAGGGAGACUGCCCUCCCAUUGGCUGUUUUCCUCCAUUGCCUUCUCUGCUCGGGACCCUGGCCCUGCUAGGGUGUCUGGAGACUCCCUUCCCUGGAGGGGCUGCUCAGAGAGAGGUACCAGCCCUUGCCCCAUUCCUCCCAGUCCCCUGCCUCCUCCUGUGCAUCUGGACCCCAGGAAGUGAUGUCCAGUGACUGGUGACCUUGGCUUCACUGCACACUGUAGAUAGGUUUUGAUUAGGGUGGGUGGGGAGUCCCUGGUUGUGGCUUUUCAUGCCACUGAGGCAGCUGCAUGGGUUUAAUUGUCGUGUCAGUAUGUGGGUCCUUGAAUGAGUUUUGUGGAGGUUUCCAGCUCAAACAAAACGGAAACGGUACAGUUUGAAGCAGGGGCCAGGCAAGGCCAGCUCUGCCCUUUGGCCUCUCUUGGGCUGCCUGCUGGGUGAGGAUGGACCAGGCCAGCAUGUGGGGGAUCCUGGGGUGCCCCUCCCAGUCCAAACUUCAUCCCCCCGGACUGGUUUGCCACAUCUCAUGGUGGAGAGGGUGGUGUGAGGGUGCAGAUUUCCCUCCAAAGCUGGGGAAGCACCUGGCAGGAUGCUUGCACUCUGGCAGGAUGGACCCCUGCACCCUAGAUGCUGAGGCUGAGGCCCUUGGCCUUGGGGGUCUUGUGGCCCCUCCGGCUCCCUGCCCCUGGGGACCAUCCCUGGCUAGGCCUGUGGGCAGAGGAGAUGGACAAAGGGCCCUGCGUGGAGUUAGGAGACUCACACUCCCUUCUCUCUCACCCUGACUGCUCCCGCCUCCAGCUUUCCCUCUGGAGGCCCCCAUUUUAUAGGCCCUUGUACCAUUUGAUAUCUUUGUGUUUGCAGUUGACUGUAUGUACAUCUUUAAGACAUCCUCCCCAAGUGUGUUUGUUUAUAAAUGCUGUUUUUAGUGCAAUAAAGGUGUUUCAGGGA
Molecule: messenger RNA, 3906 nt
Organism: Sus scrofa (pig)
Lineage: Eukaryota; Metazoa; Chordata; Mammalia; Artiodactyla; Suidae
Gene: C2CD4C
Product: C2 calcium dependent domain containing 4C
Source: RefSeq, a predicted model, not a curated record